Molecule: messenger RNA, 3771 nt
Organism: Sceloporus undulatus (fence lizard)
Lineage: Eukaryota; Metazoa; Chordata; Lepidosauria; Squamata; Phrynosomatidae
Gene: NLRC3
Product: NLR family CARD domain containing 3
Exons: 16
Coding region: 1-3000 (999 amino acids)
Biological process (GO): negative regulation of canonical NF-kappaB signal transduction
Cellular component (GO): cytosol
Molecular function (GO): protein binding
Source: RefSeq, a predicted model, not a curated record
AUGGUGCAGAAGCACAUGGAGACUCUUCAGAGCUGGUGUGGCCUGAGCACCGAAUUUGUCCCCUUGGAGAGGCUGACCCAUCUCCUUCUGGUGGAAGGACUGACUGAUCUCCAGCAGAAGCAGCAUGAUUUUGUCCAGAUUGAGACCACCAAAGGCCUGAGGAAUGGCUCCAAGAAGAUCUCCUUGGAGAAGCUUUUCUUGCCGCUGUCCAAAUUCAGCAUCCCUCCACGAAUCUCGGUGACCAUUGGGGUCGCCGGCAUUGGCAAGAGCACUUUGGUCAAGCUCUUUGUCCAUACGUGGGUCAAAGGAGAGCUUGGCAAGGAUUUCAUGUUCGUGUUGCCUCUCACCUUCCGGGAACUGAAUGCUUAUGACAAACUUUCUGCCGAGCGUCUGAUCCGUCUGGCAUCCCCUCAUUUAACUGAACAGAGCCUUCUUGCUGUGGACACUGCCCAGACUCUUCUGAUUCUUGACGGUCUGGAUGAAUUUAAAACUCUCUUAGAUUUUUCCAACACCGCUGUUUGCACAGACCUUCGAAAGGAGAUCCAGGUGGAAAACCUGAUCACCAACAUCAUCCGAGGAAACCUGUUGCACAAGGUUUCCGUUUGGAUCACAUCCCGACCUACAGCAGCCAGCCAGAUUCCCGGUGGUCUAGUGGACCGGAUGACGGAAAUCCAGGGUUUUGGAGAGACAGAAAUCAAGUGCUGUUUAGACCGCAUGUUCCUUGAGAACCCGAACUUAUCAGAUGGUGUGCUCCGUCAUCUCAAGGCGAACAGAUCUUUGUAUAUAAUGUGCACGGUGCCAGCGUUUUGCUGGAUCUGCGGAUCCUCGGUCGGCUGCUUUCUGAAGAGCGCAGGUUGUGCUCCAGAAAUGUCAGCUGCUCCUAAGACUUUGUCCGAAAUCUACUCCUAUUAUUUUAAAAUGACACUGUGUGCUGAAGGGAAGCAGAAUGAGGUUCUCAGGAUAGAGCAGGUGGAGCAAAAUGGCAAGAAAAUGGUCAGUUGUUUGGGCAGAUUGGCCUUCUUCAGCCUGAUCAAGCGGAAAUACAUCUUUCACGAACAGGACAUGAAGGCCUACGGUGUGGACCUCUCUUCUCUUCACAUCGGCCUGAGCAACAGACUCUUGAUGAAAGAAGAGACUCUGCUUUCCACCAUUUACUAUUUCCCCCACUUAACGUUUCAGGAAUUCCUUGCUUCCACUUAUUAUUAUACAGCAGCGAAGCGAGCCCUUUUUGACCUCUUUGUCGAGAGUGGGAUGUCUUGGCCAAAGCUGGGCUUCUUCAACCACUUUAAAAAUGCCAUCCAGAGGUCUCUACAGUCCGAGGAUGGACACCUGGAUGUCUUUGUGCGCUUCCUUGCCGGCCUCCUCUCUCCACAGGUGAACAAAACCCUGUCUGAGUGGUUCUUGGUAAGGGAUGAGCACCACAGCUAUCGAAGCCAUGCGGUUGGCCUCUUCCAGAACCUUCUGGGCAUGGACCAAGCCGUUUCCUGCAGGACUGUGAACCUCAUGCGCUGCUUGCAUGAGAUCCAGCACACAGAGGUUGCCACCGUCGUUGAGGAUGCGGUGAAAAAUGAGAACCUGGCUGGGAUGCUGACACCCGUCAACUGUUCUGCCCUGACUUAUGUCCUGCAGACCUCGGAGGCAUGUGCAGAAGAAGCGAAUCUCUCCAAUUGCCUCACCUAUCAUGCCUUCCAAAACCUUCUCUCCCAGUUACUCUACUGCAGCAAUCUCAGGCUGGACUACAAUGAGUUUGAAGACGGUGCCAUGGACCUGUUGGGCAGCGUGUUGAGUGGCAAGGACUGUCAAAUCCAGAAGGUCAGCUUGGCGGAAAACCAGAUUGGCAACAAAGGGGCCAAAGCUCUUGCCAGAUCCUUGAUGGUCAACCGGAGCCUGAUGGCACUAGACCUUCGGAGUAACUCCAUCGGACCCAAAGGAGCAAAGGCACUUGCCGACUCGCUGAAAAUCAACCAGUGUUUGCUUUCUUUAAACCUCCAGAACAACAAGAUCAAGGAAGAUGGGGCAAAAUACCUGGCUGAGGCUCUUGCCAGCAACUAUACGCUGAUGACUUUGCAACUUCAGAAGAACUCAGUUGGACCUCAAGGGUCCAAGAAAAUAGCAGAAGCCCUGAAGAAAAACUGGAGCCUUAAGGAGCUCAUAUUGUCCAGUAACUGUGUUGGAGACGUGGGUGCAAUGGCCCUGGCAGAAGGUCUGAAGGCCAACCACACUCUUUUAACCUUGGAUCUCCAGAGCAAUUCGAUCAGUGACACAGGAAUAACCGCCCUCACCAAAGCCCUCUGCUCCAACCAAGGUCUCACCAGACUCAGCCUGCGGGAGAACUCCAUCAGCCAAGAAGGAGCCCAGGAGAUUGGCAGUGCCCUUCGCGCUAACCGUUCCCUGAGAAAUUUGGACUUGGCUGCCAAUCUGCUGCACGACGAAGGCAUCCAGGCCAUUGCCUUGGCGCUGAGAGAGAACCAGGUGCUUGCUUCCUUGCAUUUGCAGUGGAACUUCAUUCAAUCCAACGCAGUGAAGGCCCUGAGCCAAGCCCUACAGUUCAACAACAGCCUCGAAGUCUUGGAUUUGCAGGAGAACGCAAUUGGGGAUGAAGGAGCGGUGGCUUUGGCCUCUGCUCUGCAGGUGAACUCAACGCUCACUGCUCUCUACCUUCAGGCGGCCCUAGUCGGCGAACGUGGAGCUGUUGCUCUGGGAGAAGCCUUGGUGAUGAAUAAGAGCCUUGCUGUUCUUGACUUGAGAGGAAACGCCAUCGGUUUGGCAGGAGCCAAGGCCAUAGCCAGUGCCUUGAAAGUGAACUGUACCCUCCACAGACUUAAUCUCCAGGAGAACUUGCUGGGCAUGGAUGGAGCCAUCUGCAUUGCCACUGCUCUGACUGGAAGCCACAGCCUUACUUACAUCAAUUUACAGGGAAAUCAAAUUGGCGAGUCAGGAGCCAAAGUGAUAACAGAUGCCAUUCGCACCAAUGUCCCCAGCUGUGUUGUGGAAAUGUGAGAGGGAUUCUGAUGGAGGACUUCAGGCAUCUUAGAUGGUCCAUACCUUGGGUGAGUGCCUUCUCCUAGCAUAUCCCACUGAAUGGAAGAAGUGGUGAAAGGAAGGACCACAAAGCAGUAAGAAGUUGCUGCAAAGGAGAGUCCAAAGUGGUAACGUGGCCAUGCCUGAAAAUGGCUGUGGAACUCAAUGGCUCCCUCGUCUUUGACAUUCUGGUCCACAGUUGCUGCUGAAGCGUGAUGCUUGGUGGCUUAGACAUUUUGGAGAAGAUCACUGGAAGCAGACACUGGCUGUAGCCAAGAUUUUGCAUCACACUGACAGUUUAUGGCUCCAGCAGCACACUUAUGGGAGAUGGUGAACUGUUCUGCCUUUGCUUGGCUGCUUCCUCCAAGUGUGCAAAGACAGCUCUGCCUCCUCAGCUGCAGCGGAGAAGCUCUGUUCCACUUGCUUUUCAGCACAAAGGGAAGAAAGAGCUGCUAUUCCCACUAUCAUGGCUGUUCCUUCUCCCAUCCAUGUCCAUGGCUGAACCAGACUGCAUCCCCAUAGCUAAUCUGUGGCCAAGAAAACGGAGUGCACCCCCAGCCACUGUUGUGUGCCAGGCUUUGUGCCUUAAGGAAGAAAGCGCUGCUUACCUCCUUUUGUAAGUACCUAAACAGGUGCAAUCCUCAGUCAUGUCUGCAUUUGUCCACAGUGAAUGGAAGAUGUGCUACUUCAUAUUAAGCUGCCAGCUAAAACCCACAGAAAAAACAAUGAAGAUGGAAAAAGCAUUUAUUU